UUAGCCCGUCCACAAUGUACGGGAACGGGAGUCUGUUUUGUUGCAACGGCCGCCUGUUUUGUUGCAACGGCCGCUGUCCUGCACUCCUGCUCAAGGUGCAGAGGACGGUGAAGGGGAUGCGGUGGAAGACGCUGCUAGCAAACCAUGAGGACGGCCCCAACGUGCCUGAGAAGGUGCUCUUCGCUGUCAAGCGGUACUGGACAGCCGCCGGCGAAGGCACGGCAGCAGAGGAGAAGACGCCGGGCAGCUCUUCAGUAGCAGGUGAUGGAGGUGGACGGCUGGCUGCUUUCAGUUUGUGUCGCCUUUUUCAGAACGCUUGAUAGAAGUGAGGAUUUAUGUUUAGAGCGUAGAAGAUCUAGAAUUUCAGAUGCUUUGGGUUUUUGCAAUUUUGCAGUAGUUUAUUUCCUUU
Zea mays is the source of this 409-nucleotide messenger RNA. RefSeq names its product probable methyltransferase PMT14. The transcript has a single exon. The coding region runs from base 15 to 320 and encodes 101 amino acids. NCBI's taxonomy places the organism in Eukaryota, Viridiplantae, Streptophyta, Magnoliopsida, Poales, Poaceae. The record is from RefSeq and is a predicted model, not a curated record.